This is a messenger RNA of Trypanosoma grayi, 771 nucleotides long. Its product is annotated as leucine-rich repeat protein (LRRP). Gene Ontology annotation, biological process: SCF-dependent proteasomal ubiquitin-dependent protein catabolic process. Bases 1 to 771 code for a protein of 256 amino acids. NCBI's taxonomy places the organism in Eukaryota, Euglenozoa, Kinetoplastea, Trypanosomatida, Trypanosomatidae. The record is from RefSeq and is a predicted model, not a curated record. Gene Ontology annotation, molecular function: protein binding. Gene Ontology annotation, cellular component: SCF ubiquitin ligase complex. The transcript has a single exon.
AUGUGCGAGAUUCAUAUUGAUGGGAAGGCGCUUGGAGACGGCGACCUGAAGGCUCUCCACACAUCUCAAGCGCUUACCCGAAUAAAUAUUUCCAAAUGCAGUGGCGUCUGUAAUGUGCAGCUGCUGGCUGGCUUGAAGCAACUACAGGAGCUGCACUUGGGAGUUGAUGGUGAGAUACAGAACAUCAUCUUACUCAGUGAACUACCAGAGCUGAGAAAGCUAUCAUUUAGCAGCGCAUACUUACAUGAUAGCGAUGUGCGUUGUCUGGGCCUCCUCCAAAAAUUGGAGGGACUCUCUCUUCGAAGCUGUUCCCGGGUUACAAGCUGUCAGUGUAUCGGUCAACUUCCACUCCUUCGGGUGCUUGAUCUGAGCUAUACCGGCGUCACCGAUGAAGGACUGAUGGGCCUCAGUGCGAGUCGCGGCCUUGUGAAGAUUGUGCUCCAAUUCUGCAGUGACCUCACCGAUUUGUCUCCUCUCGCAUCCAUCGAGACGCUGGAAGAGGUGAAUCUUUUUUAUUGUCAAGGAGUGAAGAUUGUUGGUGCCCUUGGCAGGCUGCCUGUUCUUCGUAUCCUUGACUUGGGAUACACUGCUAUUACAGACGGGGAGUUGCAGGGUCUCUGUGCGAGUCGCAGUCUUGUGAAGAUUGUACUCCAAUUCUGCAGGCACCUUACAGAUGUGUCUCCUCUCGCAUCCACUGAGACAGUGGAAGUGGAGCUGCCUGAGUAUCGAGUUUUGAAGGCUGUUGGUGUCCUUGCAGGCUCACCACCUUAA